Messenger RNA from Verticillium nonalfalfae, 1560 nucleotides. RefSeq lists its product as uncharacterized. NCBI's taxonomy places the organism in Eukaryota, Fungi, Ascomycota, Sordariomycetes, Glomerellales, Plectosphaerellaceae. Gene Ontology annotation, cellular component: membrane. Gene Ontology annotation, molecular function: xenobiotic transmembrane transporter activity; antiporter activity. The transcript has 2 exons. The coding region runs from base 1 to 1560 and encodes 519 amino acids. Gene Ontology annotation, biological process: xenobiotic detoxification by transmembrane export across the plasma membrane. The record is from RefSeq and is a predicted model, not a curated record.
AUGUUUACCUCAAGGGAGGCAGCUCAAGGCCAAAUUUUGUCCACUGCCUUAGAAAACUUGAACAUCACCUACCCUCAAAGCAUGCCACAAUCAAGUCCUGUACAGCGUCGCGCCGAGCCGGCCAUGGCCGCCAAUGACAUACCAAGCCCGAGCGAGACGGCGCCGCUCCUCGGUGGCUCGACAUCAGCGCCUCUGAAGAGCAAGGGCAGCUUCGCAGCGGAGGGCCGCCUGCUGCUCCGUUAUUCCGUUCCUCUUAUCGCCACAUACCUCCUACAGACGCAGUACUCUUCAACAGUCAUCACAACAGUCGUGGCCGGCCGCUUGGGUGCCGAUAGCCUCGCCGCCGCUAGCAUUGGCCUCACGACCAUGAACAUCAUCGGUCUGGCAUUUUACGAGGGCAUGGCAACAGCCCUCGACACCCUCUGCGCCCAGUCAUACGGCUCCGGCCGUCUGACAGAAGUCGGCCUGCACAUUCAGCGCAUGACCCUGCUCAUGAUUGCCCUGAUGAUCCCCGUUGGCGCCUUUUGGCUGUGCUCGCCCUCGAUCCUGCCGCUCCUCGUUCGUCAGCACGACGUUGCCGUGAAAGCCGGCACCUUCCUGCAGAUCAGCCUCAUUGGGCUGCCUGGCUACGCCCUGUUUGAAGCUGGAAAACGCUUCUUACAGGCCCAAGGCGAUUUUCGAUCCGGCAUGGUCGUCUUGGUCAUUUGCACGCCAGUCAACGUAGUCCUCUGCUGGCUUCUAGCCAUCAAGCUCGACAUGGGCGUCGAGGGCGCCGCUCUCGGCCAGGCCAUCGCCAACGAUCUGCGGCCGCUUCUUCUGCUGGCAUAUACCUUCUUCUUUCACAAGUGGUCACACGUGUGCUGGAAUGGCUGGUCAAUGGCGUCCCUGCGCGGAUGGGGCCCCAUGGUGCGCCUCUCUGCCGCCGGCACCGCCGUCAACCUGGCCGAGUGGCUGGCCUUUGAGAUUCUCAUGAUCAGCACCUCCUACAUCGACACCAACCAUCUCGCGGCACAGACCAUCCUCACCACCGUGUCCAUCGUCAUGUGGCACAUUCCCUUCUCCGUCAGCGUCGCCGUCACCACCCGCGUCGGCCACCUCAUCGGCGCCGGCCAAGUCGAUGUCACGCGCCGGGCCGUCACGCUGUAUGCCGUCGUCUUCUUGGCCCUCGGCCUCUUUGACGGCUUGCUGUUGUUCCUGCUGCGCGACCAGAUCGGCGCGUGGUUUUCGGAGGACGACGUCGUGCAGCGCAUCGCCACGCGGUCAAUGCUCUUCGUCGCCGUGUUCCAGGUCAUCGACGCGCUGCUGGCCGGCUGCAAUGGCGUUCUCAGGGGCCUCGCCCGCCAGCACGUUGCCGCUUGGAUCGUCUUGCUGGUCAACUACCUGGGCGCUGUGCCGUUGUCCAUGUGGCUGGAGCUCGGCUCGCCCGACCUGAAGCUGGACGGCCUGUGGAUCGGGACGGGAUGCGGCACGGCUCUGAUUGCUCUGCUCGAGUGUCUGUAUAUGAGGCAUAUCCGAUGGCAGGAUUGCGUGGAGGAUGUAAAAAAACAGGAAGAUCUAUAA